CAGUAAGGUGAAGACAUUUGAAAAUCACCCCACUGCAAACUCCUCCCCUUGCUGGAAACCUCACAUUGAAAUGCUGCAAAUGACUAGGGCUCCGCGUGCAGUCGCGGGAAGCCUGAGUUUCCAGCGCGGACACUACGGGGUCAUGACGUGGCUCGGGAAGUUGCCGGCAGAGGCUGCCACUAUGAGGUCCGGGGGCUGGAGGCUGCGCUGGACUGUCACCCUGCUCCUCGCCGCGGUGGGGGCUGCAGUGGAAGACACAUGUGAGAGGAACGAGUUCCGGUGUCGAGACGGGAAAUGCAUCUCCUACAAGUGGGUUUGUGACGGCAGCGCCGAGUGCCCGGAUGGCUCCGAUGAGUUCCAAGAGACCUGCAUGUCGGUCACCUGCAAAUCGGUGGACUUCAGCUGCGGAGGCCGUGUCAACCGCUGCAUCCCUCAGUUCUGGAGGUGCGAUGGCCAAGUGGACUGUGAGAACGGCUCGGACGAGCAAGGCUGUCCCCCCAGGACGUGCUCCCAGGACGAGUUCCGCUGUCGCGACGGCAAGUGCAUCGCCCAGCAGUUCGUCUGCGACUCGGACCGGGACUGCCUGGACGGCUCAGACGAGGCCUCGUGCCCGGUGGCCACCUGCGGCCCCGCCAGCUUCUGGUGCAACGAUUCCACCUGCAUCCCUGAGCUGUGGGCCUGCGACGGUGACCCCGACUGCAAGGACGGCUCCGAUGAGUGGCCGCAGCACUGCGGGGGCCGCGACACACAUGCCCCGCAAGGCGACAACGGCCCCUGCUCUGCCCACGAGUUCCACUGUCGCAGCGGCGAGUGCGUCCACAACAGCUGGCGCUGUGACGGCGGCCCCGACUGCAAGGACAAGUCCGACGAGGAGGACUGCGCUGUGGCCACCUGUCGCCCUGACGAAUUCCAGUGCUCGGACGACGGGACCUGUAUCCACGGCAGCCGGCAGUGUGACCGGGAGUUCGACUGCAAGGACAUGAGCGAUGAACUUGGCUGUAUCAACGGUGAGCUCUGGCCGCCUGGUUUCCCACCCACCACUGGCAGCGCCUUGCUGUUUGCAAAUGCUCCGCGAAGUCAGAGGGUGCUUCCCAGGGCAGCUCCGCUCCAGCUGUGGGUCUGUGUCCCCGUGCCCGGCACAGGCACCAACGAGUGCUUGGACAACAACGGAGGCUGCUCCCACAUCUGCAACGACCUCAAGAUCGGCUACGAGUGUCUGUGUCCCGACGGCUACCGGCUGGUGGACCAGCGACGAUGCGAAGAUAUCGACGAGUGUCAGGACCCGGACACCUGCAGCCAGCUCUGCGUGAACCUGGAGGGCGGCUAUAAAUGCGAGUGUCGGGAGGGCUUCCAGCUAGACCCCCACACCAAGGCCUGCAAAGUGGCGGGAUCCAUCGCCUACCUCUUCUUCACCAACCGCCACGAGGUGCGCAAGAUGACGUUGGACAGGAGCGAGUACACCAGCCUCAUCCCCAACCUGAAGAACGUGGUGGCUCUGGACACCGAGGUGGCCAGCAACAGAGUCUACUGGUCUGACCUGUCCCAGAGGAAGAUCUACAGCACCCAGAUUGACGGCGCCCACGGCCUCUCCUCCUACGACACUGUCAUCGGCGGAGACCUCCAGGCCCCUGACGGGCUGGCGGUGGACUGGAUCCACGGCAACAUCUACUGGACCGACUCCGUCCCGGGCACUGUCUCUGUGGCUGACACCAAGGGCGUGAAGAGGAAAACGCUAUUCAAGGAGAUCGGCUCCAAGCCGAGGGCCAUCGUGGUGGACCCUGUUCAUGGCUUCAUGUACUGGACCGACUGGGGAAACCCAGCCAAGAUCAAGAAAGGGGGCCUGAACGGCGUGGAUGUGUAUUCGCUGGUGACAGAAGACAUUCAGUGGCCCAAUGGCAUCACCCUGGAUCUUUCCAGCGGCCGCCUCUACUGGGUCGACUCCAAACUGCACUCCAUUUCCAGCGUUGAUGUCAAUGGCGGCAACCGGAAGACGGUCCUGGAGGACGAGAAGAGACUGGCUCACCCCUUCUCCUUGGCCAUUUUUGAGGACAAAGUGUUUUGGACGGACAUCAUCAAUGAAGCCAUUUUCAGUGCCAACCGCCUCACGGGCUCGGACAUUAAUUUGGUGGCUGAGAACCUGUUGUCCCCGGAGGACAUGGUCCUCUUUCACAACCUCACACAGCCGAGAGGGGUGAACUGGUGUGAGAGGUCCACACUCCCCAACGGUGGCUGCCAGUACCUGUGUCUCCCGGCCCCGCAGAUCAACCCACACUCGCCCAAGUUCACCUGCGCCUGCCCCGACGGCAUGCUGCUAGCCAAGGACAUGAGGAGCUGCCUCACAGAGGCUCAGCCCAUCCCAACCACCCAGGGGACCUCCAGGGUCAGCUCUCCAGCCGUGGGGCCAAAGCACACGGCCACCCGGCCUGCUCCUGGCACCUCCCGGACACCUGAGGCCGUUUCUGGGUUCACCACGGUGGAGAUGGUGACAAUGUCAUUCCAAGCCCUGGGUGACGCGGCCGGCAGAGGGAACGAGGAGAAGCCCGGGGGCGUGGGGGCCCUGUCCAUCGUCCUCCCCAUCGCAUUCCUUGUCCUGUUGUGCUUUGGGGGCUUCCUCCUCUGGAAGAACUGGCGGCUCAAGAACAUUAACAGCAUCAACUUCGACAACCCCGUGUACCAGAAGACCACGGAGGACGAGGUGCAUUUCUGCCGCAGCCAGGACGGCUACGCCUACCCCUCGAGACAGAUGGUCAGCCUGGAAGAUGACGUGGCGUGAACACUGGCCUCGCGUCCUGGCCCUCCCCGGAACCUCCUGCCACUUGGCGGCAGGAAGAACACUUUCUCCC
Messenger RNA from Propithecus coquereli (Coquerel's sifaka), 2843 nucleotides. It is a transcript of the gene LDLR, whose product is annotated as low density lipoprotein receptor. The record is from RefSeq and is a predicted model, not a curated record. The transcript is spliced from 17 exons. Bases 71 to 2773 code for a protein of 900 amino acids. NCBI's taxonomy places the organism in Eukaryota, Metazoa, Chordata, Mammalia, Primates, Indriidae. Gene Ontology annotation, molecular function: calcium ion binding; protein binding.